Molecule: messenger RNA, 8324 nt
Organism: Dermacentor andersoni
Lineage: Eukaryota; Metazoa; Arthropoda; Arachnida; Ixodida; Ixodidae
Source: RefSeq, a predicted model, not a curated record
CGCUGGUCAUCUUGUGUGCUGUGGCAUAAAAGUGUGCACAUCGACGUCCGUGACUGGUGAAGGCCUUUGCAUACAAACUUCGCGGCUUCAAAGCAAACCACACAAGCUGUGGUUUCAGUUUUACUGCGACAGUGUUAUUAAGAGAAGUGACCAUGCUUUCUAUUUGCUAUUCUAUUAAUUUGACCUCUUUGAACGGGUACCAUGAACUUGUAUACAGUGUGGUGCUCUCUGCAAGUUGUUACUUAGACAGCUUGAAUAAGCCGCCGUGUCGAGAAAAAGAACCAUUCUGGUGUCACGCGACCGACAUCCUUUACAUUGACGGAGUGAAAAGCAGCCCCAAAGCAGCGUUUUGUGUGCGAAAAUUGCUUCUCUAGUUAUCUCUGCCUGUGUUCACAAUGCUGGAUGUUGAACACGAGAAGUAAACAAAAAACCAUAUCUGACCACUUUUGCGAGCUAAUACGAUAACCGUUCAGCCUUGUAAUUUAGUUAUUGCACUUUAUGCAUGCUGUGCAAGCUACAGUCUUGCGGUAGUUUUACAGCCUGCGUGAGUCCUACCCUGCCUUGCCUAUAGACAGAUCAAGCGAUACAUAGCCGAUAUUUAGCGGUCUGCAGAAAUGCUCGCUUCAUUCUUGCAGCUAUCUUUAUAAAAUAAUAUACACGCGGAUCAGCUGAGGGUUCACUACGCAAACACUGCAUAGUAGUUUAACGUUUGUUGGACUAGAAUUUGUUACCUUAUGAGUGCAGUCAUGCGCACCUGUGCACAUGUUGCAGCCGCGCAUCGAAGUGGCAGACGAAAUACGGAUUCCAGGUCCCUCUAUGCCUGCAUCACUUUGCUUCGAUGCACAAAUGAGAAACUCAUCUCUCUGUUCGAAAAUGGGGGAAUGUCAAGCCGGCGUUGCAGAGCACGAAUGCAUGAACAAGAAAUUUUGAAGCAGGUACAAGGCUUCACGGAGAAUGUUUGCGCUCCAGCGUAGCUGCAAAGGCAUGAGUGGCAAGAACACAAGCACCAAUCAUCCUACAACACAUUUGAGUUACAAUUGCACAUUAUUUCUUUCCCUGCACGAAAUAUAGAGCUAUGCCUGCGUCUUGAUGGAGGUGCGUCUAUUCGUGAUUUCAAAUGCUCGGAAGCAUCACUUAUUUGUCAUAUUCCAAAAAAAUUCCUUCGGCAUGAAGUGCGCACCGCAAACCUUCAUCGCUUCUGUGACAGCUUUGCCAAUCCGCAGCGCAAUAAUCAAUUUCUUCCUCAUGGGCACAGCCGGUGGGAACGAGUGAAGGCUCACAUCACCUACCGCAUAACUACCGCUUGGCACCCAUUGCGGCACGCAGCAAAUACAGUUACUCCUAUGUUUGCUCAUUCUGAGCAUGUUAAGUGUCAUUCAGGAUCCCACAGGAGCUUUGAACGCGUUAAAACAUCAACCAAAAGUGAAGGAAAAGCGUACACAACACCAAUACGCUACCCGAACGGGCAGCAGCCAGUGGCAAGUAUAAUCUUUCGAUUGUUUCCGGCCGCCGCCGCACGACGGCGCCACCGUACGUGAAAGCUGCGAAUAGGCUUGGGGUGAAGCCUACUUCCUGUUUUCUGCCUUGUGUUUCCCCCUUACUGCUGAAAAAGAUUCCACAAACUGUUUUUCUUGUAGUUGAUUAUGCUUAUUCUCAAUGUGAUUUGUGCACUUAGAUUGUAGAAAAUAAACAUAUUUCUCUAGUAUUUAUAUGUGCCGUCAAUAAAAGGUUUAGCAUAACAUAAAAACUGCAAGACAAAUCCAAUGUCUGUGUAUUGGGAGCGUAAGAUUUUAUCUACCAAGGCUAGUUAUUCUUGUAGUGAUAACAAUGCUUUUUUUUUAAUGCUUGGAACUGGACCUGUAUUCUCCUCUAUUAGUACUUGUGCUGUCAAUUUAGCCUCUUAUAAAUGCUGUGUUGAUUCCUCUAGCUUUUUUAUAUAGUUUCACAUGUUUCUCUUUUUAUUUCUUUUACUUUCUUUCAUUUGUGUUAAUAUUUGAUUUUAUAUGCUUCAUGUGUUCAAAUAUCUAUUGAUGCUCUUGUCAUGCUGUAUCGUGAUGCGAAGGAACAUGUAAUACUUAGUAUUAAUAAAUAAAUAUUAACAAAUGAAUCAUUGAUUUUAUGAGCGAAUGCAUAAGUGACUAUUUAGGCGUCGUAUCGAAAUUGGUUGCCAAAUCCCAUCUGUGUUGAAGCCAUAAUGUAUAUAUCAAGGAUAAUUGUACACAGAGAUGUUGCAGAUACAGGAGUUAUUGUGAGACAUGUACUGCACCAGCACACUGUAGAUGUCGGAGUAAUAUUUAGGUUGCCAGGCCAAAGCUCAUCAAGUUUUUUGCUUUCGAGUGAGGCAACACUUUUUGAUUGCCAGAUGUAGUACUUUAGUUCCAUCACAUAGAUGACACAGUACUACAUCGACUUCCUGUGCUCCUUCUGGCAUUGCAGAUUCCUUGCGAUUGGCAUCCCGUGAGCGGUACCUUUCACUGGUCUCUGUAUGUGACCAGCUGCAUUGCUGCCGGCAGUGCACUUACAAGACUGGGCACAAGAAGCACAUGGCCCAGCACCUGCGCAUACACACAGGCGAGCGCCCCUUCAAGUGCCACCUGUGCCCGGAAGCAUUCACCCAGGAUGGCAACCUGAGGCGCCAUUUGUGCACUCACACAGGAGAGCGCCCCUACCAGUGCCCCCUGUGCCCGGAAGCAUUCGCUCAGAGUACCACCCUGAGACGCCAUAUGAGCACCCACCCAGAUUCCUCGCUGUCAGUAUCCCCUGAGGAGUACCUUUCACUCGUGUCCGUAUGUGGCCAGCUGCAUUCCUGCCGGCAGUGCCCUUACCAGACUAAGCGCAAGGAGCACAUGACCCAACACGUGCGCGUACACACAGGCGAGCGCCCCUUCAAGUGCCAGCUAUGCUCAGAAGCAUUCGCUCAGACUUACGACCUGGCAUGCCAUCUGCGCACCCACACAAAAGAGCGCCCCUACCAGUGCCACCUGUGCCCAGAAACAUUCACUCAGAAUAGGAGCCUGAAACGCCAUAUGCGUACCCACACUGGAGAGCGCGCUUUUCCCUGCGUCCACUGUGGUGCAUCCUUUUCACGGAGAGACGGCCUCUUGCGCCACAUGACCUGUCAUUUGGAGGGGAAGACCUGAAGCUCGGGCUCGAAAUUUUGUCGUAGAUCAACCGAUUGACCUUUUUUUUUUCUGGCUCUCUAUACCAAAGAGCUUUUCUUGUAAUAUUACCCAGAGGAAAGUUGACCAUGCCAUACAUGAGAAUUUUUUAUAGAGUGCCUUCAUGUCACGUCACCUAUCCCAGCAUAACGAAAUUUUGUAUUGAUUGUGGAUUGGUCUAAAAUAUGUUCGUCACUGUGUAAAUAAGUUUCUUGGAAUUACUCGUAAGAUAAAAAUUCAGCAAGAAAAGAAACAGAAACAUACAAUUGAGUCUGGCGCAGUAGUAUGUGCCAAAUUUCUUGUCUUUCGAACACAUUUAAGACAUUGUUGGUGGAGUUCACAUUUGACAUAAUUGUGCUUCCUAGUUUAAAUGCUUAUGUUUUAGUAACAGAUGUUUAUUUAUUAUUACAACCUGACUACCUUUGUACACACUGUUUUAUUACAGACUAAACUAUUGUGCCAGCUGAAAUGUUCCUGAGCUGGUCACAAGCUGAAAUGCAUGCCUCGGCAGAGUUGGUUCUCAAGCUUCAAACGUCCAGUGUCAUACUUGUGGUUCAGCAUUAGCAAAGCCUGUCACUCUGGUCGGCAUUCGCACAACAAGGCAAUGACAUGAGAAAGUGAGCGCUGCAAUUUUUGAGAAGCCAUCAGUGAUGUUUAGUGAUGUCAUGUCUGGAAACCGAGUAAAGCUUGUAUGCUGUAUUGAAAUGGUGUGGUGGGUGGUGCCUCUGGUCGGAAUCAGCCACUGAGAUAUCUAGACAUGCGGACUGGUAAAUAAGUUGUCUACAUGCACUCGUGUCACAUGUCUUGCAUGAAUUGAUGAUAGCAUGAUAUUUCUUGUAGGCUUACUGAAUAUUACCCAUAGGUCCUCAUGACGUAACAAAUACUAAUAGCUAUUGGGCCUGAACUGCUAAUUACACAGUACUGCAAAAUUAACCCUGUACUGCGGCUCCUGUAUUAUUGUUUUGAAAGUAAAUAAUAUAUAUUUUUUUUUUCUAUGCCAUUUACCACAGAACCUCGUGAAAGAAAGAAAUGUCACAAAAGCACCUAGAGCCAAAUUCAUUCAUUUAGUGUGAAAUUCAGCCAAAAUAAUGUGCGGGCUAGCUCCUAUAUCCCUAGGUAACAUGUUAUGCUUAUCAUGCAGACCUGCUCAGAAAAUAUAACAUUCCAGCAUUGCGCAUUGUGCAGUGAAUGUUGACACUAAUGCGGUUAGCAUUAAAGUGGUGUAGCGACAAACUGUAUUGCCACUGCCAUAAUGCGUCAUGUUUGAGAUGUGAAUGCAGCCAGGCUCUCUUCUCGCGCAUCCCUCUAUACACACUGUACGAUCUAUUGGUACCACAGUAAAAUUUGUGCAUGAUACAUCUCUGAAUAUACGUGGCGAGGGUUUGAUUCUACCCAACAGAAUUUCUAAAGGAUUUUUUUUUUACUUUGGUGAGUGCCACACAUGGGCCCCUGGCACACACCCAGUGACAAAAAUUGGCAUCAGAGAUUCAUGGAAGAGCAGCAGACACCCAGUGUCACAUAAUCAAAGACUCAAGUUGCUCUAAAGGUUGGUUUCAAAUGCAGAUCCUUCAACACAGCAGCACAGUGCUCAGCCCAUUAACCCAAUGACUCAAGUUGGCUAGAAAAUGGUUGGAAACAAUGAUAACUACCGAGAAGGGCAUAAAGUAUCCUAAGAAUGUUAAGUGAAUCGAAAAGUGAGAUCAGCAGCUUGAAAAACUUGUUUGUGCUUUGUCUGGCACCUAGAAUUUCCGCUGGUGUUAAGAUUUUGGAGUGUGUAAAGCACAUGCCAACUGGACUUUACACAGGUGAAGCCAGCAGUAUUGCAGCUUCAAAGCCCUGUCUGAGCAAUCUGGAAACUUCAAAGAGUACAAGUUCCUGCCCACGAAGCCUCUAGAGCUGCAUGCAGAAAUUUAGUGAAGAUGGCAGCCAAGACCAUAGCCAGAAUAGCAACAGCUAGCAGGGCGUGUCCUGACCGACAGCAUGCGACCACAGGCAUUCUCACCAUAGCCUGCCGAGCAGGAGUCUACACAGGUUGCAGCCAUCGUCACCACCACAGUCCUUUAUUUCCAUGUUACCAGCAUUGUGACAUUUGGAUUGUGUUUUGUUAAGAGCUAAUGUCAGCGAGUCUGGGCAGCGUGCACUAUUUGCUCAUUACACCACAUUCUCAAAUCUGUUUCAUGCAGUGAGCUUUGUAUUUGGAAAUAUUUAAAGAGAAGUAUGUUGGCUCAAAUGCAAGUAAGUGUAGUAAGGGUGAGAACUUGGACAAGUUUGUCAUUUGCAGUAGAAGUAAGCACGAUGCACAUGACAGAGAUGUGAUCUUCUGUAUUCUAUAUUGUCUUCCUUUGUUUCACGUAUUUAUUUAUUUUAAUUUAUGCAUGUAUUCAUUCACAUGCACACACACACUCUCCAGCCAGCUGGGGACGUGGCAGAAGUGAAGAAAAUGUUCGUGUAUUAAAUUUUUGUUGCACUGUGCUUGUCCUUGCCACAUGCACUCAUUCUCAAACUAUAUACCAGGUGUUUCUGUGAAGAAUAUGAGCAAUUUUUUAAAAUCGCUUUUUGCAGAUAGUAGCAAAAUUCUUGUCCUUGAGCUCGUCUACUCAAAGAGCUGGACAUUACUUGCAUGAGCGAUCGAAAUGCAUGAUGACUAAUUAACAAAAUUUCACUGUUGAAGUUUUUAACCAGUUACUUUAUGGCACAUGUUGCACUUUACAAACUGUAGUCGGUCAGACUGCAAAGCAUAUCUACUUAAAAAGAAUUGUGGAGGUGUCACCAUAUUUGAGAUACGUGUCAUCAAACUUGCGGUAAAAAAAUGCACUGUCGUUCCACUUACAUUUUUAAUAAAACACCAUUUUAUGCAUUGAAGCAUAAGAGUAGCUUGGCUGUCAUUGUAUUUUUUUGCAAAGUUCAGAAAAUAACAGAGAGUUUUAGUUUUGUAGACACAAGGCAUUGGGGCCCCUAGCGCUUGGGUGCGUUUGUGUUUGUGUACGCAAGCACAAACACGUUAUAUGUUAGCGGCCCAAAACGCAAGCCACAGUGAGGUCGCAUGCGCUCGCAGCGCCAUCAACGUCUGAUCUUUGCUGCGUUAUCAUUUUUUUUUAAUAUGAAAUCAAGCAUAUGAAGUAAAGCACAUAAAACUAUUCUUAUUAAAAGCAGCUAAUAGAGAGGCUUAGCGUAUCCGGUAUUUGGGUAAACGCAGGCGGGUGCAGGUUGGGGUGGAGCCGUAAACGGGAGCGUCCUGCAUGGUGCAGCCACCUGGUGGCGCAAAGAUCAAACAGACAAAAACAGCUAACACUGCAGCAACCAAGUUUAUUUUACUUUGCUGCGGGUGUAAAUUUUUGGCAGCAACACGAUUACGCCAGUGCCGAAGAUUUACACCAGCAGCGAAGUAGAAUAGACUUGGUUACAGCAAUAUUAGCUAUCUUUGUAUGUUUUAGCUUUGCCCCACCAGGUGGAUGCACCAUGCAGGCUGCUCUCGUUUUCUCCCCCACCCCAACGCCCCGCUCACCUGCAUUUAGCCGAAUUCCGGACACGCUAAACCUCUCUAAUAUAUAUAAAAACGACGUCUGUCGACACUUGGCGAAAGAUUUAUAAGAUUAUCUACCUGCUAGCUACUCGUAAGUUCUCGUACACAGCGAGAGUCACGUGGGCAAUGUGACCGCUUAGGGGCAGCAAUGUUUUCGGCCGCCCCAAGAACCCAAGGACGCAAGUAGACGUAUCGGUCUGCACAUGCGUAGUACCGUCUCCCCUAGUUCUUGCGUACGCAAGCGGCUUGCAUCCCCUAAACUAAAACUCUCUAAUACCUCGAAAUCAGUGUCAUCCUGAGAAUUCAUUUCAAGUGAAUCUCCCUUGCAAAUUGCCCGGUUUCAAUUUGGAAAUUGCAAUACCUGCUGUUAAAUUACUGUUUCUUUAUUGUUUAUUUCAGUGCCUAUAAACAGCUGUAAAGCCUUAACAACGGGUCGCUAGUACACACAAGAGCAUGAACAUAACAAAAAAUGAACACAGAACAGCAUUUCCACCAAUAUCGCACGCUAAAGUAGUUAUACAAGUCAUGAGUUUGUUUAAGAAGACUAAGAGAUGUGCUUAAGAAAUAAUUAGUUCAAAACUCAGAAAAGUUUUUUAUUUAGCCGAUUAUGCAUUUCGAUUUCUUGUGCAAAUAAUUUCCACCUGUAUGAGCUGUCCAGCUCACGGAUUUGAAUUGUGCUAUCUGCCACAGGUGAUUUCUGAAAAUUUAUUAAAAUCUUUGCAGGAACGCCCAGUAUACAGGCCAGCCAUUUUUGGGGGUUACAUGUGAUAUCAUUGCAGUAUCUGCUUAGGGCUUACAUUUCGACCCCAUUUCUGAAUACUAGCCAUAUUUUUUCAAUGGGUAUUUGUAUAACAUGUCUUGUAAAGCUCCUGUUUUCAUUGGUGUAGAAUAAAUGUUAAAGUUAUGUAGGCUUUAAUGCUGUGGAGAUGUUUCUCCUAAGCAACCCUGUAGAUUCACUCUGUCAUUCUACAGCUAUAUUUGGCUACGGUCUCAGGUAUAUGUGUACCUUCUGUGUUUUGUCAACAUGUAAUGGGGGUAGCCAUGUUUGCAAUGUGAACAUAGACUCUAUGCCUUGUAUGCCACUGUGCCUUGUAUGCCGCUGUGCCAUCAGUCCUCGUGCAAUCACAUGUAACACUUACCACACUUUAAUGAUGUCCUGCAUGGUCUUAUAGCUGGCUAUUUGACAGAAUGUGCUUCCGCUCAUCCAGAAGAAUCAAUUCGAAAAUAAAAUAUGCUCACACAAGUUCAUCAGCAUAACCAUACCAUCAAUUGUGAAAUUUAAGAAGUUAACAGCAUUUUUAUUGGAGGUGUGCAAAUAUCAGCUGUUUCAUAUACAAAUCAAAUACAAGUAAUAAGUAUGUAAUGUCAAAGCGAAUAUGAAAUAUUCAAAUGUGGAUGUAUACGUUUACAGCAAGAACGUUUAUUUCACUGUAAUUAGGUACUAUGCAUUUGCUGACACAUGCAGGUAAGACAGCUAUCAGGGACAAAGGAUCGGUUUAAUCGCUAAAUCUAUGAUUGUCACUAAAGAAAGCUGCAUGAAUAAUCUUUCAUCUUUGGAGCCUUGCCAUAAACAAUAUUUCCAAAAAUGGAUAACUGCUGUAUGACUUGCUUUCCAAAAAUGUGAAAUAAAUGGUUGCCGUUUU